Molecule: messenger RNA, 1383 nt
Organism: Linepithema humile (Argentine ant)
Lineage: Eukaryota; Metazoa; Arthropoda; Insecta; Hymenoptera; Formicidae
Source: RefSeq, a predicted model, not a curated record
UACGACCCCGGUUUGUUGAAUAAAUGUUUUGUGUACCGUCGUGCGAUUUUACGGUGAUCUCGGUGUCGCGUUACGCUUUUCAGACGUGUGGCGUCCAAGCACAUUUGGAUUAUGGCAUCAUCCGAUCCGCCGCGAUCGAAUGGCGAGUGAAUCUGCGUAACAAAUUAAUUCCGCAUCUUAUGCCGCUGCAGCUGCGAAGGCCAUAUUAAUCAUUAAGUACGGCGCGCAGUAUCAUUGACAGAAUUGCCGUCUGGCCUGGUUCAGGAGUUUCCUCCCUUCCACGCACAGAUUGCCUUGCGAUUUGCAUAGUGUGUGCGCGCAUGGAGUAGACAUCCGGGAAGUGUGACCCCCGAAGACCCGACGAUCAAAACCUACUACCAAACCGUCUUUCCCGGCCACCCGGUCUUUUUUUUUUUUACACGAGGUGCACAAACGAGGACAGUCGACAUGGACCGAGUCUUCAUAGACGAGGAGACCGGCGAGGAUCUGAUCCAUCCGUUCGACAAUUACGAUUUUCACCGUCUGGGCGAUUCGACGACGAUGAACGACGCGGAGACCGGAGAGCCGGAAGUCAACAUCACGGACCACGUGAUAGUGAGAAGUCAUCUGCGGAAAGCGCCGUUUCAGAUACCAAAAGAGAUAAAGGAGAAGUCGUCGAAAAAACGUCGCCAAAUAGAGAUAGAACCGGUUCCAGCAGGUGCUUCAUUCGGCCAGAUAAAUCCCAUUUGCCUGUUUUUACCGGCCAUUAUUUACUUCCGCUGGUUUCUCGCUCUGCUGAUGAUCUUCGAGGUCAUUCUGCACAUAUGGGCGCAUCACAAAAACAAGAGUUUGAAGAACGCCAACGUGUACUUCCGUUCACCGUUCCACGACAUUUCGGCGGAGUUCUGCGCUUUAUGCCAAAAUGAAACCUGCAUGAAUCGUGUCGGUAAAAUGCACCAAAUUCGAAUGCACAAAUUUCUGCGGCAAUGCAACUACAUGAAAAGAGUAGUGACGUGAGUAAAUUUGAAUUGUAUCUAGUGAGAUCCUAACGUCACGGAAUUUUAAAAUGGUAACGAUAAAUUAAAUAUGAUUAGAUACUUCAAAUUUAAAAAAUUGUUAUAAAAUAACUGUUAUAUUUUAUACAUAUACAACUGUUACAACACACACGUAACACACACACACAUGUGCGCGCACAUGUACACAAUAUAUAAUAUAGUUGUUAUUCAUUUCUAUUCUUCUUCAUAGUGGAUAUUAUAUUUGUCAUAUUAAUCUGUAAUUUGUUUUAUUAAUAUUUUUUUUAUAUCUUGUUAUAUUUUUAAGAACAAAUGCAUGCAAAGUUUCUGUUAAGAAUUAAGAAGAUUGUAACACAUAUUAUAACACAAAUAGAGGAAAAACGUUUUAUAU